Molecule: messenger RNA, 882 nt
Organism: Linum tenue
Lineage: Eukaryota; Viridiplantae; Streptophyta; Magnoliopsida; Malpighiales; Linaceae
Source: the annotation of a GenBank genome assembly
AUGGAGAAAUCCUCGCCGAGAUUUCACCCAGACCACCGGAAUUACGCCCAGUCGCCGCACUCCCUCCUUCCUUCUCCGAACAGCAGCAGCAGCAGUAGCAACAGCAGCAGCAGCCCUUCCUCCAACGGCCUCCACCAGCACAGAGCGGGGGCGGCUGCCCAGCCGCCGCCGACGCCUCCUCCGCCGCAGCCAAAUCCAAUAGCCAGAUCCGAAUCGGCUAACCCGUACCCGACGACCUUCGUCCAGGCCGACACCUCUUCAUUCAAGCAGGUCGUCCAAAUGCUGACGGGAUCUCCGAAAUCGGCCGCCGCGGCCGCCACCGGCGGCGGCCCAUCCCCGCCCAACCAACAACCCGACCACCACCACCACCACCAGGUGAAAUCCCAUUCCCACACCAUCCCGCCGAUCAAAUCGAUUCCCAAGAGGAACCAGCCCUCCGGGUUCAAGCUCUACGAGCGGCGGAACUCCCUGAAGAAUCUGAAAAUCAACCCGCUCAACCCGUUCCUCGCCCCGCCCGGACCCGGAUCCGGAUUCUCGCCCCGGAAGCCCGAGAUCCUCUCCCCCAGCAUCCUCGACUUCCCGGCGCUCGUGCUCAGCCCCGUCACCCCCUUGAUACCCGACCCGUUCGACCGAUCCGGCGCCGCGAAUCACCACCACCACCAUCACUAUAAUCACAACAGCAACGGCGGAGCGAAUAAUUCGGGCGGUGCCAGCGUGAUGGAGGCCGACUCGGAGGAGAAGGCGAUUAAGGAGAAGGGAUUCUACCUGCACCCGUCACCGGCGACGACGCCGAGGGAGGCGGAGCCGCCGCGGCUGCUGCCGCUUUUCCCGGUGACGUCGCCCCGAGUCUCUUCUUCUACAGGUUCAGCUACCCUGGAAUAA